CUCCGCAGCCGGGCGGGACGAGGCCGCGGGCCCGCUUACCAGCUCCUCGCCCCGCUACCGGGGGCCGCGCGAGCCCCGGUCGCCCCGCGGGCAGCGACCGAGACACGGCUCCCCCACCCCUGGCGAGCCGGCCCCGGCGCCCCGCGGCCCCGCCCCCAGCGCCCCGCGGCUCCGCCCCACUCCGGGCCACGGCUUCGCCGAGCUCCGUGCGAAUGCGCGACGCGAGGCGGCUUCAGCAGCCGUGCCUGUCCCUCCUCGGGAGCCGUAGCGCGCGGAGGCCGUCGGCAUGUUCCGCAUCGAGGGCUUGGGGCCCAAGAUGGAUCCGGAGGAGCUGAAGCGGAAGAUGCGCCGCGACGUCCUCACCUCUGUCCGCAACUUCCUCAUCUACGUCGCGCUGUUGCGGAUCACUCCUUUUAUCCUGAAGAAGCUGGACAGUAUAUGAACACUUAAGAAGACUCAGUAUAUUAAAACAUAAAAUGGACUGUCGCUGCUUUCCUCUGUUUUGUUAAAUAAAUAUCGUGCCUGAGGCAACAUACGAUACUAAAUAGUUUAAAAAUGUUUCACUUAAACAUAUCUGACCUGAGAAUUGUGGCCUAGUUGGGGUCACAGGGAAGACAUCUGUUGUCCCUGCAGGUGAAUUUUGGUAACAAUACUCCCUGGUAUCACCAAGCAAUCACUUGUGAUGGAACAUUUCUUGUACUGUUUAAAAAAAGGUCCAUCUCCAUUUUGUACAAAAUGUGAAGUGCUAGCAAGUUGCUUUGUUACGCAGCUACCUCUAAACUGGCACAUGCUAUGGCUAUCAACCUUGCUGAACUUGUCUGUAUAAAAAUGAAGUGUUUAAUGAACCCAGCUCACAAAAAGUUUGAUUUUUAAAUAAAUGGAAUAGCAGUCA
This is a messenger RNA of Tyto alba (common barn owl), 892 nucleotides long. RefSeq names its product translocase of outer mitochondrial membrane 5 (gene TOMM5). NCBI's taxonomy places the organism in Eukaryota, Metazoa, Chordata, Aves, Strigiformes, Tytonidae. Gene Ontology annotation, cellular component: mitochondrial outer membrane translocase complex. The coding region runs from base 287 to 442 and encodes 51 amino acids. The transcript is spliced from 2 exons. The record is from RefSeq and is a predicted model, not a curated record.